Volvox carteri f. nagariensis is the source of this 627-nucleotide messenger RNA. RefSeq lists its product as uncharacterized. The record is from RefSeq and is a predicted model, not a curated record. Bases 1 to 627 code for a protein of 208 amino acids. NCBI's taxonomy places the organism in Eukaryota, Viridiplantae, Chlorophyta, Chlorophyceae, Chlamydomonadales, Volvocaceae. The transcript has 5 exons.
AUGGGUCUACCUACAACGUUUUUAUUCUUGGCUCUGGCUUCCGUGGGAUGCCUCCAAACAGCGAAUGCGGAGCGCCGGCUCCUUCAAUCUUACCUGGAGACGUUCCCGCCCUAUGGCUGCACCCGCGAUCAACAGCAAUCCCGCUUCCGCCUUGAUCCUGGAUACACCGUCAGCGGCAAUCGCGUAUGCAUGACGGUUCGGGUGGUGAAUUGCUUCAAGCCCGGCGCUGCAUGCUGUGAUCCUAAAAUUGAUGCGAACAAAAUCGCACUGGAUGUCAAUAUUGAGUGCAGAAAUGCAAUUUCAGGAAUUACGGUCAAUGGAAGGCCAUCCCUGGCGCCCACCUUUGAUCCCUACGGUGCCGAUAACUCUAAGGCGGUCUACAAGCUGACGGGUCUGAGCCUCAACUUGUCCAACGCUGAUGGCGCUGUGCCCCUCCCCUCCGAGCCCCUCCCCUCCAAGCCCUGUGCCACCAAGUCCCAAGCCACCUUCUCCUUUCCCUCCAAGCCCAAUGUCUCCGAGCAGUCCAUCGUUGCCGGAACCGUCUAUUCCGAUCCCAACCACUUUCACCUCCUUCCCAUUCUGCGAAUGCAAACGAUUCCCUUCCGGCCUGGUUCCCUUCGAAUUUGA